Messenger RNA from Eimeria tenella, 422 nucleotides. RefSeq lists its product as uncharacterized. The record is from RefSeq and is a predicted model, not a curated record. The annotation marks the transcript as partial. NCBI's taxonomy places the organism in Eukaryota, Apicomplexa, Conoidasida, Eucoccidiorida, Eimeriidae. The transcript is spliced from 2 exons.
AUGAGGGGGGGCCCCCCCUCCCUCUCUUCUGUCCCCUUGCCCCCCAUCCCCACGGAUCCAGAGACACAAAGCCAAAUUAAGAAGGCUGUGGGGGAGCUGGGCGUCCUGCUGCUGCGGCAGCUGGUGCCCCAGGAGGCGCAGCGGGCCGUGGGGGCCCCCCCGCUGCUGCAGCUGCUGCGGGGGCCCCCCCACUGGGUACUGCUGAGUUUGCGGCAGCUGUUUUUGCGGCAAUUUGGGGAAGUGUGCAUGACGGAGAUAAGUUUGCUGCAGCAGCUAGCUGACAGCAGCAGCACUUCCCCGCUGCUGCGGCUGCUGCUGGCUUUGCUGCUCGAAGAGCUGCCCCGCUGCAGCACAACUUACAAGUACAGGGCCCUGGGGGCCCUCGAGCCCACAGACCUUUUGUGUCUUCCGGGGGUUUUGUU